CCUGUACUCGUAUCGAGCAGAAAGCGCAGCAGUGAUAGGGAUCCGUGUCAGUGUUUUCCCGUUUAUAUAUUGCUGCUGUUCUAAGUACUAGAGAAGUCAGUUACAGCAGUCACGGGAUUAUUUACAGUGACACGGCCAUGCAGCUUUGUUACCUGCCACAUUAGGACUUUUUUCACAAGCUUUGGUUAAGACGGUUGAAGGAAGAGAGGAAUGUAGCUCGUAGGCGGUUAUAGCAGUGCAGUCUUUCAUGACAGCAGAUAUUAGAGGCCUCUCCCUUUUGGAAAUAACAAGAACUGUGGUUGGAUCUAGUUUGCUUUUUCUCCCCCUUUUAUUUUAGUCGCUGACAUUUAUUUUGCGAGGUCUCUUAAAUGGCGUCAGACAGUGACACGGAGGAGUUUUAUGAUGCUGCUGAAGAUGUCAACCUGGUUUCGACCCCUACUGUGUCACCAGCAAAAACUUCAUUGUUCUCAGAAAAGGAAAUUUCAGAUAAUAGUGUACAGGAAGAGGGCUGCAAAUUGGUAUUCCAGGAACACAAAGUUGAGGACUCCAAAAAGAUUAUUGACAGCAUUUUGGAGGAAAGACAGAAGACAAAACAAGUAGAAGACGACAAUUUAACUUCAAACACACAAGAACUGAUUGUUGAACUGAUUUCAAAGCCUUCAUUAACUGAAACGGAUAUUCUUAAUGAUAUAUCUAAAUUAAUAGUUAAUGACACAUUACUCAACAACAAUGUUACAGACUAUCCUGAAAAAGACUGCAGCAAAAGAACUGAGGAAGUACUUACAGAACCUUUGUUUGUACCAGAAGCUAUCCCUGAGCCAAACGAAUGUAAAAAUGCAGAAGCACCAGAUACAAUAAUUACAAGAGACGGUAGUCCAGCAGUUGAAAUAACAGUUCAUGAAACUGAUGAACCAAAAACUGGCAGGGAGGUUAAUGAUUUGAAAGAUGCUGCCAUUUCAGAAACUUUGUCUUCAGAUUGUUUGUUAACCAAAGAUACUAGCGUAAUAGAAUCGAUACCACCUACAAAACCCCCAAGACAACGUCUUGUAGAGCCUGAUAUAGUUACUAGUACAAGGAAACAAGUACCAGCCCGACCACCACCUCCUUUGAAUGUUCCCCCUCCUCGCCCACCUCCACCAGCUCGGCCUGCACCUCCUCCACGGAAAAAGAAAAGUGACCUUGGUCCUGAGUCACAGACAUCCUCAAGCUUGGGAGUUCCAGUAGAUGCCUUUACAUCCAGUGGUCUUGUGUCUCCAAAUCCUGCUGUGGAAGGUACACCAAAAGAAUUUAGUCAUUCGUUAGAUCUGGCAAGUGCAACCAGUGGAGAAAAGAUAGUUACUGCUCAGGAGCAUGAAAAAACAGCGGACGAACAGAGUUCUUCAUUGCUGAUUGAGACAUCUGGACCUCAACGGCCAAGAUCCAACUCAGGACGAGAACUUACUGAUGAGGAAAUUCUUGCAAGUGUGAUGAUCAAAAAUCUUGAUACAGGAGAAGAGAUUCCUCUGAGUCUUGCAGAAGAAAAGCUACCCACAGGCAUUAACCCAUUGACUUUACACAUUAUGAGGAGAACUAAAGAAUAUGUAAGUAGUGAUGCAGCCCAGUCUGACGAUGAGGACAAGAUUCACCCGCACCAUGAUACUGAUGGUGGAAAGUUAAGACAAAGAACUACACAGUUGAAGAAGUUUUUGGGCAAAUCAGUGAAAAAGGCCAAGCAUCUUGCAGAAGAAUAUGGUGAAAAAGCAGUCAAUAAGGUUAAAAGCGUAAGGGAUGAAGUUUUCCACAAUGACAGAGAUGACUCGUCCGUUCCGGACGACGAUGGCAUACCUUACACCAGAGAAACAAAUUUUCCUGACAACCAUGGCAACAAAGGCCCAUUCAACUUUUAUUCCAUUCAGCUUCUCUGAAUUGUUCAGAAGCUUAGCGGUCCUCACAUGGGUGCUGUAUGGACAAUGAAGUUUUCACAUUGUGGGCGAUUACUUGCAACAGGAGGGCAAGAUAAUGUUGUAAGGAUAUGGGUUUUGAGGAAUGCAUUUGACUACUUCAACAACAUGAGAAUAAAAUACAAUACUGAAGGUCGAGUUUCACCAUCACCUUCACAAGAGAGCCUGAAUUCAUCAAAGUCUGACACAGACACUGGGGUAAACACCACAAAUGAUGAAGGAGAUGAUGAUAAAAGUGUUCCAUUUAGACAACAGACAUUUUGUAAAUACAAAGGACAUACAGCAGAUCUUCUUGAUCUUUCCUGGUCCAAAAACUACUUUUUGCUUUCUUCAUCGAUGGAUAAAACAGUCCGGUUGUGGCAUAUAUCAAGGAGAGAAUGCCUAUGUUGUUUUCAGCAUAUCGAUUUUGUUACUGCCAUUGCCUUUCAUCCAAGGGAUGACAGAUAUUUCUUGAGUGGAUCACUGGAUGGGAAACUACGGUUGUGGAACAUUCCAGAUAAGAAAGUAGCAUUAUGGAAUGAAGUAGAUGGACAGACAAAAUUAAUAACUGCAGCAAAUUUUUGCCAAAAUGGAAAAUACGCAGUCAUUGGCACAUAUGAUGGCAGAUGCAUUUUUUAUGACACAGAGCACUUGAAGUACCAUACACAAAUACAUGUUCGAUCCACAAGAGGGCGAAACAAAGUUGGAAGAAAAAUAACUGGCAUUGAACCUUUGCCGGGUGAAAAUAAGAUUUUGGUGACAUCCAAUGAUUCAAGAAUCCGCCUAUAUGACCUCAGAGAUUUGUCAUUAUCUAUGAAGUACAAAGGUUAUGUCAACAGUAGUAGCCAAAUCAAAGCCAGCUUCAGUCAUGACUAUACAUAUAUUGUAAGUGGUUCUGAAGACAAAUAUGUAUACAUCUGGAGUACAUAUCAUGAUGUGAGCAAAUUUACAUCAGUUCGAAGAGAUCGCAAUGACUUCUGGGAAGGUAUUAAAGCUCACAAUGCAGUUGUGACAUCUGCAAUCUUUGCACCAAAUCCAACUCUGAUAACAUCCUUAGAAACACAAGCUGAAAAGCAAGAUGAUGACACCAAAAUAACAGAGUCUUCUGAAUCGGACAAUAUACCCUCUGGUGCCCUAAAGACUGAUCACACAGAAGUGCUUUUAUCUGCAGAUUUCACUGGUGCAAUUAAAGUUUUUAUUAACAAGAAGAAGAACUAACUUUGAAGCAUUGCUCAUGAUUGCCAGACCAAGAGAAACUGCUGUUACUUAAAUAUGUUGUGUUAGGACAUUCAGAAUGUAAUGUAGAAAGCAAGUGUUGCAAGAUAUUUUUAAAAUGAACUUUGGAAAAGUAAUGGUGACUGAAGUCUAAAGGAAUAAGUUUGUAGAAUAGGCCUGAGAAGAAAGCUACAUAGACUAAUUGAAGUCAUAUUUUCAAUUUGUCUUCUACAUCUGUCUUAAGGAAGACAGCUCAUGAAAGGAUACUGUGGUAUUUGCACAUUAUUGUGCAUUUUCUGACUCCAUGUUCUAUUGCAGACUUGCACAGUGUUUGUGAUGUUUGUGAAAAUUGUAAAGAAAACUCACUCUAACUUAAAUCCAGCUGAAUAAGGCCAUAUUAUCUUUGCUUAAUGUAUACCAAAAUUCCAUUUACGUAGUUCACUUCAGACAGGUUAUUUAUGAUCAGUAUGUUCAAAUGUACAAAGAUUAACAGCUAGUAAGGCAAAGUACCAUUUUCUCUUAAACAUGCAAGUUAGGUUUGUGAUAUACCUGUGAAUUUUUAAUUUAAUUUGGCCACUUUUUCCUUAUUUUCAUAUUCAUGUGUUUUUUCUUGUAUGUGCACAAAUUUUCAUAGAAAGUCUCACACACACAAACACACGUGUGUGCGCACAUGGAAAUAACUGUGAGUUUUUCUAGCAUUCCUUGUUCAUGGGCACCAGUCUGUAUUUUGAGUUCAAACUCUGUACUAAAACUAAUGUAAUUCUCUCAUUUUUGCUUUAAUGUAAAAAUGACUUGUGUUUACAAAUUUGACUUAAGUAUUGUUAAUUAAGAAAUGUUAAAAAAUAUUGUUACAAAACAUUGUUUCUGAAAAUUUUUGUACAUAAUAUUCUGUAUCCUUAUGAAGUAACAUUUUGGAGUUUGAAGUGUUACUGAAGGUUCAGAUAGAUUCCAGUAUGCACAGUGCAUAAAUAAAAGAUGUCACAAAAAACUCUGUAUGAAA
Protopterus annectens (West African lungfish) is the source of this 4134-nucleotide messenger RNA. RefSeq names its product WD repeat domain 44 (gene WDR44). Gene Ontology annotation, molecular function: protein binding. Lineage: Eukaryota; Metazoa; Chordata; Ceratodontiformes; Protopteridae. The record is from RefSeq and is a predicted model, not a curated record. The transcript has 25 exons.